This is a messenger RNA of Darwinula stevensoni, 480 nucleotides long. NCBI's taxonomy places the organism in Eukaryota, Metazoa, Arthropoda, Ostracoda, Podocopida, Darwinulidae. The record is from the annotation of a GenBank genome assembly.
AUGGAACAGUAUCCACGUUAUCAACUGGACCAUAAAUUCAGUGGAUGCCACUAUGUGUUCAGCAAUGAGUACCAGAUCAUCCGAGAGUGGCUGCUGCCCACCCCCCUGUUAUUUCUAGCUGUGGUGGUCUUUGGAAGCAUGUGCUUUUCAAGGGAUUGGCUGAUGUACCCAAAUUUCAACUACAUUUCUUGGUCAUAUGGAUUUGCUGUUAUUGCCAUGUUUUCUCAUGCUGCUGCCGGAGCCCUUCUCCUCCUUAAUUUCACAGCCUCCUUCACUCUCUGUAUAGGAAGCAGCAGAAGCAAAAAGAAGAAGAGCCAAGAGCAACAACCAGCUGCUGAUGACUGUUGGUCAUUCCUCAAAUGGAGCUGGAUUUAUUUGAAUCUCAUGAUUCUGCCCUUGUUCAAGAAUCUCCCAGUCGCUUCCAUGCUGUUAUCCAAUGCACAAUUGAAGAAUGGCCCCGAGUUUAUUUCGGAUUACUAA